Acaulospora morrowiae is the source of this 1131-nucleotide messenger RNA. Lineage: Eukaryota; Fungi; Glomeromycota; Glomeromycetes; Diversisporales; Acaulosporaceae. The record is from the annotation of a GenBank genome assembly.
AUGACCGAGUUUGACGAAAACGAUCCUCUUCAACUCCUGAAGCAAUAUGAUAACAAAGACUUGAUACCUCAGCUUCUUGAUGCUGAUGGUAAUGUUGUCCAUACACUUAAGGAGACCAAGUACAUACAAUUUGACUCAAAGAAAUUCGACAAAGACAUGAUCACUAACUUUCGGAGCGCAGCGACAAAUGAACUACUUCCCCUUUCUGUCCUUUACCAUGCCACUAUUACUAAAAAACUUGAUCUGGUCCACUACAAUGAGAAUGCUACUAAUGAAAAAUUUUCCACGCGUUUGGGUUUCGUUGACAGAAGAAAUUGGCUAGAUUUUAUAAAAGGUAAAGGUUCGUACGUCAGACUUUCUGAGAAGCGCCCUCUCGAUGCCGCCGAUUCAGAACAGCAAUUAGCCGCAGAACGAAAACGUCAAAGAAAGGCUGAAUAUGAGAAAGAUAAAAUAUGGAGGGAGGUUUAUCGUAAGACACGAGAACUCUCACCAAAGUCACUCUGGGAAGAGUCCUUUGAAAGCAAAGCCAAAGAAGAAAACUACACUUAUUAUAUACAGCUUGCAGAUGAUUACUUUUUAAAGAUGAAAAAGGAUUCGGCUUCACAGGAUCGAGGCGCACAUUCUAGACAAGAUCCAGUAUCAAGGACACAUCAUCGUUCAUCAGGAAAAUCGAGGGCACCUAAAGUUCCAUUGAUUCUAGUGACAUCUGCACCUUCUGCUUUCAUUACGAUGUACAACGUUAAGCAAUUACUUCAAGACCAAAGAUACGAAGAUCAAGUGAAGCUUCGUAAUGAAAAGCCUAAAGAACGACUAAUUCAGAUCACUCACAAAGGGAGAGUGUAUGAAUUCACGGAUACCACAGAUAAUUUACAAGAAGCCGAUUGGGAUCGAGUUGUAUGUAUAAUUACUGAUGGCAGUGAAUGGAUCUUCAAAAAAUACAAAUGGAAGACUCCACAAGAUACUUUCAAGCAUGUUCCCGGCGUCUAUUUCAAAUUCUAUGGUGAUGAUGUUAAGAAAAAUGUCAAGACAUGGAGAAAUGUUCAGGGCAUCGACAUUCAUCGUGAAUUCCGCCAUCGAGAUCCAGAGGCGUUCAUGGAAUUUUGGAAACUGGUAGAAAGGAGUAGAUUAUGA